Molecule: messenger RNA, 4008 nt
Organism: Wasmannia auropunctata (little fire ant)
Lineage: Eukaryota; Metazoa; Arthropoda; Insecta; Hymenoptera; Formicidae
Gene: TBC1D23
Product: TBC1 domain family member 23
Exons: 9
Coding region: 265-2289 (674 amino acids)
Biological process (GO): retrograde transport, endosome to Golgi
Cellular component (GO): trans-Golgi network
Source: RefSeq, a predicted model, not a curated record
GAAAGAUGGCGGCGAUCUGUCAACAGCAGCUACGUUUUACGCUCGGCUGUCAUGCCGUCGGGACCGCGGGAGCUCGCGCGACAUGAAGGACCCCCGCUCUCGUACGCGCGAGGAAUGUUGAGCGACGUUGGCCGAAGGCGUGGUGCCCGUGGACGACGAUUUUAACGGACGUGUCGGAAGUAUCGUUUAGCUCCGCGUUGCGUGUCUCGGGACGACGACGACGACGACGUUCGCUGUCGGAUUCGGGACGACGUGAACGCCGCGAUGGCCCUGCAGGAGGACGAGAACACCUGGGUGCUGGAGCUGGAGGCAGCGUUGCUCGACACGGAAGCGCCGUCUGCGUCCGAUAUAUAUGCCAUCUGCAAAGGCCAGUCGGUCCCGGCAAAUUUGAGACCGGAGGUCUGGCUGUCCUGCCUGUACGUUGCCGAUCGGGGCGAUCAGUUGAGCCAGUUCAAUGAAGUUUAUGAUUUGCCUGAGCAAAAUGUAAUUCGCGACGACUGUCAGCAGUUGGUCGCGAAACUCGGAAACGACGACGAGGAUAAGGUCUCUGUGGUCUCCGAUCUCGAGUCUAUAUUAACGUUUUAUUGCAAGAGUAAAUGUAAACAGUACGAAAGGGGAAAUGGGUGGCUGGAACUGUUGGGUCCUUUAAUAGCUUUAAAAUUGCCGCGCGCUGCAACUUACAAUCUCUUCGAGGCAAUAAGAGAUAAUUAUAUACCAAGAGGUGAAACAUAUAGCUCAGUCUUGAGACUGCUGCUUCUCUAUCAUGAGCCAGAACUGUGCUCCUUCCUGGACACGAAGAGGAUAUCGCCCGACCAAUAUACGAAAGUAUGGAUGAACACCCUUUUCGCCGGUGUCUGUUCGUUGCCGGCGAUCUGCACAAUGUGGGAUCUGUACUUCAUGCAGUCUGAUCCGUUUUUCAUGCUGUUCCUCUCGCUCAUCAUGGUUGUGAAUGCCAGAGAGCAAAUUUUGAGCAUGAGAGACGAGGACAAGCAAAGUAUAAUAGAUGCGAUAGCAGCGAUGCCCUGUGCUUUGGAAGCGGAGGAUGUGACCGAUUUCUGUUCCUUGGCACAGUACUACGCGAUGAAGACACCAACGUCUUUUAAGCAGGACUUGUAUCCCGUAAUGUUUGGCGAGGGCUCCGACGAGAAGCUAAUCUCCCACGCGUUGUGUUUGCCCGUGUCGGCGCAGGAACUGGUAGAGAAUGCCAUCGAAGCUCCAUCCGUACCUACUAGCACCGUAGAGGCCGUUAGAUUCUUUCUCGUGGAUUGUAGACCUGCCGAGCAGUACAACGCCGGCCACUUACCAACGGCGUUUCACCUCGAUUGCAACCUGAUGCUGCAGGAACCUGCCGCUUUUGCUACAGCGGUACAAGGCUUACUGCAAGCUCAGCGUCAAGCGCUAGCCGUUGGCUCGCAAGCCGGCGGAGAACAUCUUUGCUUUUUGGGAAGCGGUAGACAAGAGGAGGAUCGCUACACGCAUAUGGUAGUGGCGUCCUUUUUACAAAAACAUACACAAUACGUGAGCAUGGUCACUUCUGGAUAUCAGGCCAUUCAUGAAUAUUUCGGCGACGAAGUGGUGUCAAGUCUCGUUGAUCACAAUUCGCAACAUUGCCUAGUAUGUAACGCUAAUAUGUUAGAAGAAAAUUCGAACGAGGCGAGCCCGGUUAAAGUCAAAAACAACAAUUCCGAUCUCUUGGGCAAGAUCGGACUGGCUAUGAAGCUGAAGAGUCAGGAAGUAAAGGGGAAGCUGAUUGAUUAUAUCGUCAAUCCUACGGCAAACGUUAAUAGCAAUACGGAGAAGAGAGAUAGCAAAGACUUGGAUUAUAUUAGACGUCAGAGAAAGACCGCGCCUGUGUUUAGUAUAGAUGAUGAUCAGGAGAUAGAUAUGACGAUGACUAAUAAUGAAAGCGAAGAGCCUAUCGAAGUAGUAUCUAUACAACAGUGGAUGAAAGAUCCUAACUUAUUACAUUCCUUCAAAUGCCAAGAGGUGAAAGUUAAUGGUGAUCUCUGUGAUAGUCAACUAUUGGUUACCGAUAGUCAGCUUAUAGUACUGCGAGAAAUCCCAGAGCGAAAAGGCGCCGCGCACGUAAUUGUGAAACGUCCUUUAACGAGUAUCGUCAAAAUAACGUCGAGGAAACGGCACGCCGAUCUGAUAACCUUCAAGUACGGUACGACGCAAUAUAACGACACGGUUAUUUCCGAUAUGGAUAAGUUUCUUAUACCCAACGCGAGCGAAGCGACUAAAUUAAUCACGCAACAGAUCAUGAGACAAUUAAAAACGUCAGACUAAUAUUACGGAGACGUGUUUUAUAGAAUAAUUUCAGGCUGAUGUACAGAUGUUAUAAAGUUCAAUUUGUGACAAGUAGGUUUCCGAAAAAAUUGAUAUACGCAAGUUAUUUGAUUUUUUUUGGUAUAUUAUUAUUUAUUGAGAUAAUUAUUUGUUUACUUUUCAUUGUAUUAAAUAUAAUCGUGUAGAAAUAUACACUGAAUACCGCGUAGAGUAAUUUACAAAAACGAUAAAUUUUAGGAUGUUAAAAAUAUUUCUGAUUUUUAAUUUCCUUAUGGGAAUCACAAUUAUAUUAACAAAGAUAAAUUUAUGUCCAUGUAACUUAUCCGGAUGACUUUUCGUCGUUUAGAUAUAUGUACCUAAAACUUUUUUAAAUAUCACAACGGUACGACUGACCUAAAAACCGAUGCGUUCAUAACUUUGUAAAUCACGUUUAUAUAUAAUUAUUAGCCAAACAAGAAUUCAUUAGUUCUGUAAUAGAAACAUCCAAGGGCCUUCGAACCUUUGUUGUGUAUGACAGGUUGCAUAAAAUUUCCGUUAGCCAAAACUAUUAGAUUAGAUACUGUAGAAAGAGAGAAAUGUGCGCUAAGAGCUAAGAAAAAAAGAGCUGAGAUGCUAAUACAUAUGUGCCUGAUUGAUGCACAUUGCUAAUCGUUUCUUCGGUUGUGUGUUCAUGCGUUGGAGAAAUAAGUAUUCAAGCAAAAAAUCUAUUAUCUUCAAUUGGCAAGUGGUCCUAACAUGACUUUAAUACAUUUACUACGCGCUCGUAUACAUUUGCAUUUUGUAGACCGCCAUACUGCAAUGUUUUCAUAGGAAAAAAUUUAUUUAUACAAAUUACGUAAGUGGGAUAUUAGGUGCAAUAUUUGCAGGCAAAUAGUACCUUUCUGCUCCUCCUGAAUUUUUCAGAAUUACUUUAGGUAUUCUACAUUAGAAGGAAGUACUUUAAGACAAGCUUUAUAAUUAUUACCAAUCAAAUCUUUAGUAAAAUAUAAAUAUUAUUAUAAUACAUUUUCUAUUUCUUUGCGAAACUUUGUGCUUACAAGAAACAUAUAUUUUUUUUAUAACAUCAAUAGCAAGGUAUCCCUGAAACUUUCAAGCGAAUAAAAUCCCCAAGUUUUGUUUCAGGAACACUUUGUACCUUUUAGAUUUCCGAUUUAUUUGUGUAAUAAGUUUUAGUAAUUAUAUAAUAUUGCAUAUUACUUGCCUCGUUAGAAUCAAUUUAAAAAUUUUGAUGAUAACCUUAAUAUAAUAAAUAUAAAUUUCUUGUAGCUGCGUGACAUAUACACGACGGGUUGAGAGUACGGAAUUUUUUACUUUUACUUACACACAUUUACACAUAGAUUAAUUAAAUUAAUUGAAAUGAACAAUUUUAAUAUCUGAGAAAGCUUAGAAAGCUGGAAAAUGUACAUAUGUGUUGCUGACAAUACUGUCAACACUGAUUAUUGCGUGCAACAUAUAUAUAUAUAGUUUUUAAGUCAUCAUACAUAUAAUAUACAAUAAUACACAUCGUACUUAUGUGAUAAAACUUUCAUGUAUGUGCUUCCGAACGGACGAAGAUAAGAUGUAAAUGGGUCAUACAUUAGGGACAGCAAUAGAAAAUUAAUUUUUAAGAGAUUAAACGUAUUGAAAUUCUCUCGAAAAGUCUCAAAUACGUGUUUAUAGGUGUGUAUAUAAAAAAAAAGGCCAUGUAUAAUAUAAUACAGAAAUAAUAUAUAAUAAAAA